Phyllostomus hastatus (greater spear-nosed bat) is the source of this 8018-nucleotide messenger RNA. RefSeq names its product disco interacting protein 2 homolog C (gene DIP2C). The transcript is spliced from 40 exons. The record is from RefSeq and is a predicted model, not a curated record. Bases 153 to 5180 code for a protein of 1675 amino acids. NCBI's taxonomy places the organism in Eukaryota, Metazoa, Chordata, Mammalia, Chiroptera, Phyllostomidae.
CGCGGGGGCGCGGGCGCGAGGCCGCCCGGCGGGGCCGCGCGUAGGAGGUACCGGAGGAGGAGCGCUGCCCGCCGGUGCCGCCGCUCGGUGCGGGUCAGGGAUCGCAGGAGCGGCCAAGCCGCGGCCUGGAACAAAGAGGCGGGCGCGGCGCGAUGGCGGACCGCAGCCUGGAGGGCAUGGCGCUGCCGCUGGAGGUGCGGGCGCGGCUGGCCGAGCUGGAGCUGGAGCUGUCGGAAGUUUCAGCCACUGAGCCUCUUGCUAACUGUGUCCUCCGGUCCUUCGUGCCUUCCCCGAUUGCUGCUCCGUCGCGGGUUCCCUCUGUGGCCGUCCCUCCGUUGGACACACGUGUCUUUCUCCCACAGAUGUCAGUCUCAGGGAAGCCCAUGCCUGUGCCAUGUGACAUCACACAAAAAGGAUAUGAAAAGAAGAGGUCGAAAUUAAUUGGUGCCUACCUGCCCCAACCUCCAACAGCGAACGGAGCUGCGGUGGCCCGGUGUAGACUGCAGCACAGUGAAGGCGCCCCGAGGAGAACGCCACACUCCGGCCACAUCGGGGUGUGUGACAUCAGAGAAGCCGCUGGCAGGGAGCGGGUGGCCAGCACCGCGGGAAACCGGCCUCUGUUUUACUUUCGUUUCGGGGUGGAUCAAGCUUUGCCGCCAGAACGCCGGGCUCCAGUUACUCCUUCCUCUUCCUCUCGCUAUCACCGCCGAAGGUCCUCAGGGUCACGAGAUGAGCGCUAUCGGUCAGACGUCCACACAGAAGCUGUUCAGGCAGCGCUUGCGAAACACAAAGAAAGGAAGAUGGCAGUGCCUAUGCCUUCCAAACGCAGGUCCUUGGUGGUGCAGACCUCGAUGGAUGCCUACACACCUCCAGAUACCUCCUCUGGUUCUGAAGACGAAGGCUCCGUGCAGGGGGACUCCCAGGGGACGCCUACCUCCAGCCAGGGCAGCAUCAACAUGGAGCACUGGAUCAGCCAGGCCAUCCAUGGCUCCACCACCUCCACAACCUCUUCCUCAUCCACCCAAAGUGGGGGCAGUGGUGCCGCCCACAGGCUGGCCGAUGUCAUGGCCCAGACGCACAUAGAAAAUCACUCUGCACCUCCUGAUGUAACCACGUACACCUCAGAACACUCGAUACAAGUAGAAAGGCCACAGGGCUCGACGACAUCGCGGACAGCACCAAAGUACGGCAACGCUGAGCUCAUGGAGACCGGCGAUGGAGUGCCAGUAAGUAGCCGGGUAUCCGCAAAAAUUCAACAGCUUGUCAAUACCCUCAAACGACCGAAACGGCCGCCAUUACGGGAAUUCUUCGUCGAUGACUUCGAAGAAUUAUUAGAAGUUCAACAACCAGAUCCGAACCAGCCAAAGCCGGAGGGAGCACAGAUGUUGGCCAUGCGAGGGGAGCAGCUGGGUGUGGUUACAAAUUGGCCCCCAUCUUUAGAAGCCGCAUUACAGCGAUGGGGGACCAUCUCACCAAAGGCCCCAUGCUUGACCACGAUGGACACAAAUGGGAAACCUCUGUACAUCCUCACUUACGGCAAACUGUGGACAAGAAGUAUGAAGGUUGCUUACAACAUUCUGCAUAAAUUAGGUACAAAGCAAGAACCGAUGGUGCGACCUGGAGAUAGGGUGGCUCUGGUGUUCCCCAACAACGACCCUGCUGCGUCCAUGGUGGCCUUCUACGGCUGCCUGCUGGCCGAGGUUGUUCCUGUGCCCAUAGAAGUACCACUCACAAGAAAGGACGCAGGAAGCCAGCAGAUCGGCUUCCUGCUUGGCAGCUGUGGAGUUACCGUUGCCUUGACGAGUGAUGCCUGCCACAAAGGACUGCCGAAGAGCCCGACGGGGGAGAUCCCCCAGUUCAAAGGUUGGCCAAAGUUAUUAUGGUUUGUCACAGAGUCAAAACAUCUCUCCAAACCUCCUCGAGACUGGUUCCCACACAUUAAAGACGCAAAUAAUGACACCGCAUAUAUCGAGUAUAAGACGUGCAAGGAUGGAAGUGUGCUUGGGGUGACCGUGACAAGGAUUGCACUGCUGACCCACUGCCAGGCUCUCACACAGGCGUGCGGCUACACAGAAGCUGAAACAAUUGUGAAUGUGUUGGAUUUCAAGAAAGACGUUGGGCUCUGGCAUGGAAUCCUAACAAGCGUCAUGAACAUGAUGCACGUGAUCAGCAUCCCGUACUCGCUGAUGAAGGUGAACCCGCUCUCCUGGAUCCAGAAGGUCUGCCAGUACAAAGCAAAAGUGGCCUGUGUCAAGUCCAGGGACAUGCACUGGGCGUUGGUAGCACACAGGGAUCAGAGAGACAUCAACCUUUCCUCUCUGCGGAUGCUGAUCGUAGCCGACGGCGCAAACCCCUGGUCCAUUUCUUCCUGUGACGCAUUUCUCAAUGUCUUUCAAAGUAAAGGCCUGCGCCAGGAGGUCAUCUGUCCCUGUGCCAGCUCUCCAGAGGCACUCACUGUGGCCAUUCGCAGGCCCACAGAUGACAGCAACCAGCCCCCGGGCCGGGGCGUCCUCUCCAUGCACGGGCUGACUUACGGGGUCAUCCGGGUGGACUCGGAAGAAAAGCUGUCUGUGCUCACUGUACAGGACGUUGGCCUGGUGAUGCCUGGAGCCAUCAUGUGCUCCGUGAAGCCAGACGGGAUCCCUCAGCUGUGCAGAACCGAUGAAAUCGGGGAGCUCUGCGUGUGCGCGAUUGCUACGGGCACAUCCUAUUACGGCCUCUCCGGCAUGACCAAGAACACCUUCGAGGUAUUCCCUGUGACGAGCUCAGGGGCCCCAGUCAGCGAGUACCCCUUCGUGAGGACAGGUCUACUGGGCUUCGUUGGCCCCGGAGGGCUCGUCUUUGUGGUGGGCAAGAUGGAUGGGCUUAUGGUGGUCAGUGGACGCAGACAUAACGCCGACGACAUCGUGGCCACAGCGCUGGCCGUGGAGCCCAUGAAGUUUGUCUACAGGGGAAGAAUAGCUGUGUUCUCAGUGACUGUCCUGCACGAUGAGAGGAUAGUGAUCGUGGCUGAGCAGCGGCCCGACUCCACGGAGGAGGACAGCUUCCAGUGGAUGAGCCGGGUGCUCCAGGCGAUCGACAGCAUCCAUCAAGUUGGGGUUUAUUGUCUGGCCUUGGUUCCUGCAAACACCCUCCCCAAGACUCCACUUGGUGGGAUCCAUUUGUCAGAAACGAAGCAGCUUUUUCUGGAGGGCUCGCUUCACCCCUGCAAUGUCCUGAUGUGCCCUCACACUUGUGUCACAAACCUGCCUAAACCUCGACAAAAACAGCCAGAAAUCGGCCCUGCCUCUGUGAUGGUGGGGAACCUGGUGUCUGGGAAGAGGAUUGCGCAGGCCAGCGGCAGAGACCUUGGUCAGAUAGAAGACAAUGACCAGGCCCGGAAGUUCCUGUUCCUCUCGGAAGUCCUGCAGUGGAGGGCUCAGACCACCCCUGACCACAUCCUCUACACGCUGCUCAACUGCAGGGGUACAAUAGCAAACUCGCUGACGUGCGUCCAGCUGCAUAAACGAGCGGAGAAGAUAGCCGUGAUGCUGAUGGAGAGAGGGCGGCUGCAAGAUGGGGACCAUGUUGCCCUUGUCUACCCUCCAGGAAUAGACCUUAUUGCAGCAUUUUACGGUUGCCUGUAUGCAGGCUGUGUGCCAAUUACUGUCCGCCCCCCACACCCACAGAAUAUUGCAACAACGCUGCCCACCGUGAAGAUGAUUGUGGAGGUGAGUCGCUCUGCCUGCCUAAUGACAACACAACUGAUCUGUAAAUUGUUACGGUCCAGGGAGGCAGCUGCAGCCGUCGAUGUCAGGGCGUGGCCCCCCAUACUGGACACAGAUGAUUUGCCAAAGAAGCGGCCGGCCCAGAUCUACAAACCCUCCAACCCCGACACGCUGGCUUACCUGGAUUUCAGUGUGUCCACAACUGGAAUGUUAGCUGGAGUGAAGAUGUGUCACGCAGCCACCAGUGCCUUCUGCCGAUCCAUUAAGCUACAGUGUGAGCUCUACCCCUCUAGAGAAGUGGCCAUCUGCUUGGACCCUUACUGUGGACUUGGGUUUGUUCUGUGGUGCCUCUGCAGCGUGUACUCUGGGCACCAGUCCAUUCUCAUUCCACCUUCUGAGCUGGAAACCAACCCUGCCUUGUGGCUUCUGGCCGUCAGUCAGUACAAAGUCCGGGAUACGUUUUGCUCCUAUUCGGUGAUGGAACUUUGUACCAAGGGGCUAGGCUCCCAGACAGAAUCCCUCAAGGCACGAGGACUGGACUUGUCCCGUGUGAGGACCUGUGUGGUGGUGGCAGAAGAACGACCUAGAAUAGCACUCACCCAGUCCUUCUCAAAACUCUUCAAAGACCUGGGCCUCCAUCCACGGGCUGUUAGCACCUCAUUUGGCUGUAGAGUGAACCUGGCCAUUUGCUUGCAGCCCCACAGACUGUGGAAGCUGGCCGAGCAGGGGACCUCAGGACCUGAUCCCACCACCGUCUAUGUUGACAUGAGAGCUCUGAGGCAUGACAGAGUCCGCUUAGUGGAAAGAGGGUCCCCUCACAGCUUGCCACUUAUGGAAUCAGGAAAAAUACUUCCAGGGGUUCGGAUCAUAAUUGCCAAUCCAGAAACAAAAGGACCGUUGGGAGACUCACACCUGGGCGAGAUCUGGGUACACAGCGCCCACAACGCCAGUGGUUACUUCACUAUUUAUGGAGACGAGUCCCUCCAGUCAGAUCAUUUUAGCUCCAGAUUAAGUUUUGGAGACACCCAGACCAUCUGGGCUCGAACAGGCUAUUUGGGGUUCCUGCGGAGAACUGAGCUCACAGACGCAAAUGGAGAGCGCCAUGAUGCACUGUACGUGGUGGGAGCCCUGGACGAGGCCAUGGAGCUGCGUGGGAUGCGGUACCACCCCAUAGACAUCGAGACUUCUGUCAUUCGAGCCCACAAGAGCGUCACAGAGUGUGCUGUGUUCACCUGGACAAAUUUGUUGGUGGUUGUGGUUGAGCUUGAUGGGUCAGAGCAAGAAGCCUUGGACCUGGUCCCCUUGGUGACCAAUGUGGUCCUGGAGGAACACUACCUGGUGGUGGGGGUGGUGGUCGUGGUGGACAUCGGCGUCAUCCCCAUCAACUCCCGGGGAGAGAAGCAGCGCAUGCACCUGCGAGACGGGUUUUUGGCAGACCAGCUGGACCCCAUCUACGUGGCCUACAACAUGUAGCCUGGUCUCUGGCUCCCGCAGACUGUUCUAGAGAUGUAAACGCUUUUCUCAGUGUCACUAAAGUGUGCAGACGCAGGGCGACAUUCGCCGAAACGUGACCUGUUUCACACAGUGGAGCGGAGGAGACUUCCCACAGCGGUCCUGACUGGCAUGGAGAACGGAGAUGUGAAUGACCACCGAGGUUUGCGCAGAAGGGCCUCGCAUUACUGCCUUCAGUUUGUUGGAAAAGCCCAUUUCAAAACUUUUUUUUUAGUUAUUGGAUAAUAAGUGCUUUCUUCGUAAAUGUGGUAUUUUGUUAAGCCAAAAUAGCAAAUUAAAAAAUAUUUGCCCUCCAGAUGGGUUCUUUUAAACGAUUUAUGUAGCGUUGACAAAGAAUUGUUUUUUCUGUUUUAAUGUGUCAUGACAUCUUAAUGACAUGGACCUGUUACUACUUUAAGCCAUUGCUAGAACUCAUCCUUUUAGGAAAGUCUGCUGAGGUACGAGAAAACCUUCCAAAUAGCACCUUCCGAUUAGACGUCCACAGCUUUGUCAGAGAUGUGCUGAAGAAACGGAGGCCCACACACGGCCUUCGGCAAUAGCAUAGAAUGAGAAGAAAUUAUAAAUAAGGUGUAUUUCAGCAAUUAUCUUGCAGAUAUCUUUGUACUAAACUAAAAAGAUAAAAUAAGUUAACUUCUUCAGAUGUAAUUAUGUACAAAAACGUUUAAUUUAUUUUGAUCUCUUUAGAAGUAUAAAAGAGAAAAACAUUCAAGAAUAUUAAAGUCUUGUAAUGUUUGCUAAUAUAAAAAAAGUGUUGUAUUAUCUUGCGUGGAUAGUAUCACAACAAAUAUAUAUAUAUGAAACAUAAAUUCACUAAUGAACAAAGGAGAUUUUAAAGUUUAAAAUGCAGAACCUGUCACUUGCAUGGUGUCCCCUCCACUGUACUGUAGAUCAGAGAGAUUCUCUCACAUCCGCUUUGCUGGUGGGAGCCAUCAGAUUGCCAGGAGCCCAGUCUAAGCAUCUCUUCUAGAACCAGAAACCAGCAAGUGAAAUCACUGAAAAUUAUCUCAAAGGCGGUGAAGGAAUGUGAGGUGAGCCGUGCCUGUGGUUCCCUUUACUGCAGGGGUGACACUGGACGGCGUGACCAGGACAAGCUCACGGCCCUGAGCACGCUCGGGAGGCAGGCAGCCAACAGCGCCGUUCUCUGAGCUGCAAGAAUUCGCUGCACAAGGUUUUUCAUCAUUUGUGUUAGCGUCACCCCUUUCUGGUCCUUGGUAUGAAAAGGAACGCUCUCCUGAGGUCACUGGCACCCGGUUGCGGUGAUACCCCCCUGACGCCCACUGUGUGGAGUGGACAGUGCUCAAAACAGCUUUACGGGAAAAGACUCACCAAGGAGAUCGUCACUUUGGACAGCUCUCAGGGGUUCCCCAGCCCGUGUGAGCAAAACCCACAGGGACACCACACAAGCUGCCCGGGAUCACCCCCCAGCGCCACUGGCUAGAGCGAGAAAGCCUCACAGCUGCCUUCACGUUGCCACCUGUGGAUCACAUGUUUCUGAUUUUAGUCUCUAGCUGCUGCCUCCCAGGUCUUCUCAUUUCCAGGGUCAUCUGUACACUCCUUAAUGAAUCGGCCCGUCUGUGUCCAGCCAAGAGGAGGUGUCAGCUCCCCAACUGUGACUUACCUGGUAGUUGCCCAGGAUGGCCCCGCGGUGGCUCUCACUGCUGGAUGUUCAUGACUGAGACUGUCACUAGGCCAGAUUCCGAUUCUCUGUCCAUUCUCCCAGGCGAUGUCUUUAUCUGCCUUUGCUGUAUGCGCCAGCAGUAAGCCCUUCGCUAAAAGAGAGUUUUGUUUGACUUCUGAGAUCCAAGGCGAAUUGUUUUUUAAAAAUUUAAGUGGCAUAUUUUUUUAAAUUUGUCUGCAUGUGGGAUGCAACCUUCCAUCACCACAAAUCAUUUGGCUUUUACAAUAUUGUUUGACUCCAUUGCUACCUGUGAAUAUUUCUCUACAUGCUUCAGAUACACAUUCCUACAGUCUUCUUCUUCCUUCGGGGAAAACCCCACCCACCACACACAGAAAAAAAGACAUUUUCUCACACUCACCCACCUUGUUUAAGGGAAGGGGGUUUAAGGUUUCAGGUAACACCCUGAGUAGAACACACAAUCGCAGGAUAACUCGUGACUCCAGCUGAGGUUGGAAGCAGCGAGCCCGGGGUCACGGCACACAUGGCCCUCACCGUCCCCGCGUCCGUUUUCCAGGCUAGGCGGCGAGGCUGUGCACACGCUAGUGUCACCGCUGGUGUCAGAGUUGAGGUCCAAAGGGUUGGGGGCCUGGGGUCAAAGCUCUGUUGUGCAAGAACAAGGGAAGGAGACACUUAAGUACCACCGUUUCAGCAAUAAAGAAGGAUCGUUCUGUAGUAGAAAUUAUACUGUAGAUAAAUCACUCAUGGGAAUGUAACAAAUGUUUGUCUUGUGACCUUGUGCUUUUGAAGUCAGACAAAACCAUGUGAUCAGCUUGCACAAAGGAGGAGGGUACACAAUGGACAUUGAAACACAGACCUAACCCAACAGGGCGGCUUCCUCAUGGUGCUUGUUUAUUAUAUAUAUUUAACCCUGCUUGACACUUUACCCCAGGGAAACCGUCCCUUUUAUCAGUUGAAUGUUAGCAGCGUUAUUUCAUAGAGUGUGGUGACUGGUUAGAGAAUUCAUGUACUCAACCAAUCACAGUUUCAAACAAAAUUUUUAUGUGCGAAGGACGGCAACCUUCUCGUAUGUUAAACCACCAGUAAGCUUUGUACAUCUGUGAUAACGCCUGUUUUAUAUUCAAAUGAACAAAUAAAAGCUUUUAUUUUUGUUGCUCUGAAAA